Molecule: messenger RNA, 3384 nt
Organism: Phytophthora infestans T30-4
Lineage: Eukaryota; Oomycota; Peronosporomycetes; Peronosporales; Peronosporaceae
Product: 3'5'-cyclic nucleotide phosphodiesterase, putative
Exons: 3
Coding region: 1-3384 (1127 amino acids)
Biological process (GO): signal transduction
Molecular function (GO): protein binding; 3',5'-cyclic-nucleotide phosphodiesterase activity
Source: RefSeq, a predicted model, not a curated record
AUGUCCCGCUUGCAUCGACUGGAAGGGGGUCCAAACGCGAAUGGAACUUCGACAUACACUGGGCCUUCAUCCUUACUGCCAUCGAUCCCUGGGUCGUCACCGCUGGACGAGAGUGAAAAGAAGUUCAUGCCCAUGCCACCACAACGCAGUGGUAAACCCUAUUCAAAGAAGAAUACACAGCUACACGAUAGUCGCAUUCACUUGGAGCCACUACGCCCACCGACUGCAGGAGGCAAUGGCACGGGUGGACGUAUCAGUACGAGACUCACGGUCAGUUCAUCAUCUGGUCGAGUGUCUUGGGACUCGACGGUGAUGGAAGCCGGCAGUACAAUACUGGAGAAUAUGGCUGCGUUUCGGGAAUUGGAUCGCAAGUUGCAGUUCUACAAGACUCUAGCGGGCUUGAAGAUGCGCGAUGCUGCACAGUCUGAGCAGUCCUUGCAGAAGACACUGACCUGUUUAUUGGUUGCUGCAGCCUCAGCUCUGGAUGCAACGGCCGUGGUGCUUUAUUCGCUAUCGACGGCUAAACUUCCGGUGCUCAAGGUUGUAGCUUGCUCCAGUUCUGGCCCUGGUAUUGUUGGUUUUCAGACUUCACUCGAGACUUUCUCGUUGCGUGGACUCGUCGAACAAUUUGGUGUCAACGACGAGAUUGCAUUGACCGCGGUACCGGCAGCGACGUACGUCGUUUGUCUUCGGGAUCUAGGAACGUAUGACGUCUCCUGCGACGUGGACUCCGUGCUGGGGUUUACGACUGCCAGUGUGCUCGCUGGUGUACUGCCAGAUGAACAUGGAAGGCCGCGGUUUGUGAUGGAAGCGAGAAGUGCUCAAGAGGGGCUGGCAUUCUCCAAGGAAUUUAUGCAUGCAACACUGACGGCAGUCGAGAACGCAGUGUAUCCGUUCGAAUUGCAGAAAGCACUUGUACGACAGACUCGAUCACAAUUUGCUGAGUGGCUGCACUCACCUGAUGUUGGGCAAUUGGCUGCAGAGAUUAUGGCUGUUGCUCCAGUUGUAUCGGGACUCUGCCUUAUUGAACUGCACAGUGACAAGUGUGAAGUCCUCGCUAGUCACGGAAAACUGACGCAAGGGGAAGCUUUCUGUGCAGUGGUGGGGUCUACCAACGCGUUAUUACAGCGACUACUAGACAGUGCACGCACGCAUGUAUGCGUGGACCUCAGUGAUGAUGUUGCUCUGAAUUCUGCUUUACAGCGCGAGAGUAACGUGGAACAAUCACUGAUAUUCCUGCCCGUGCCAACCAGUCGAGGAGCGAAGCCAUGCGGUGUGCUCUGUCUUUGUGCGUCGAACUCGUUCGAGUCGCUAGCUGCAUCGAUGCUCGAAGUUGAGUCGGAAUUACCAUUCGAGACACAAGUACAGCCGAUUCUAGCAGCGAUAGCGCUGGCUCUGACUGCCAAACAACGGUCCGAUGAUCUGCGAGCAUCAACACGACAAAAGCGCCAAUUGUUGGCUCUGUGUCGCUCUCAUUUGUUGGUGGAAUCGGUGCGAGAUCCUUCCAGCCUCGUGUCUUUGAUCUGUGAAAUGGGCAGUGCUGUCUUCCACACAUCCCACGUGACGCUCUACGUCUCCGAUACGAUCAAGAAAGAGCUCUGGAGCCUUAGCUCUCUUAGUAGCGUCAACGGGUUGAGAAUUCCAUACGGGCGCGGUAUUGCUGGCCAUGUAGCUGAGACCAAGGAGCCUCUGACUGUCCACAAGCCGUACGAAGACCCCCGCUUCGAUCGCUCUUUCGACGCAAAGUUUGGCUUCAAGACCGAGUGCCUUCUUACUCAACCUGUCUUGGACCGUGCUGGUGAGACGGUGGGCGUUCUACAAGCUGUCAACUUUGGUCAAUUCCCUUCUGCAAGUCCUCCAGUCGCACGCUAUGAUGACGACGUCAUGGCCCACUACUUACGCCUUGUGGCUCACGCACUGCACGUGAACUCUUCGCUUAUUAUUUUUGCUAAGGUGCAGGCAGAUUACUGGGCAAACCGCUCAGCCCAGGACACAGCGCGUGAAGAAGGCUCGCGUACUGAACGAAAUGACAGAGCUGAUGCUUCUGGUGCUGGUAAUGGGGAGGUUGGAGUCGAUACCAAACAUGAAGUGGCAAGUGUACACUCGCUUUUGGAUCUGAGUGGCUUCGAUGAGGCCAAGUGUAUCCCUCGGAACAAGUGGAGCACUUUUGCUUAUGCUUGCUGGGUGCUUGGUCGCUUUAUCAAGCGCUUGGCUAAGUCACGGUCACAUCAACAAGCUCAGGUACGCCACGGCCGAGCAGAACAAGGUCUCACAGAUGACGACGAGGAGGAGGACAGUGAUGGAGAUCAGGAAGAAACAGGCAGAGUGCUCCUUCGUCCGCGUGUUCGCAGUCGUACAGCGUCUGUUGUACGAGCUAGUCGUACACAUUCAGUGAUCACGAGAUGGCAUCGUAUGACUUUGGGGCAGGAUGGAUACGGCCAAGUGGAAGAAUUACUGCGCGACAAUUUCGAUCCAUUAACCAAAUCCAUCUCGGAACUGGAGAACUAUGCGUAUCAACUUUUCGAGGGACUGGUACUGAUCGGAACGUUCCGGAUUGAGAUCAUCACCCUUCGGAUGUUCAUUGGAGAACUCGCUAGCAAAUACCGCGACGUGCCGUAUCACAGCUUUUAUCACGGCUUCGAUGUGGCUUUAGCUUCGUACACACUGAUGCGAUCCCCCGAAGUCCUUUCGGUUAUCAAGGAACUCGAGGCUCUGAGUCUAUUGGUUGCAGCUCUUGGUCAUGAUGCCGAUCACCCAGGGAAUGACAAUCAAUUCGAAGUGGACUCAAGCUCUGCCCUCGCCCUCUGCUACAAUGACAUCUCCGUUCUGGAAAACCACCACGCAGCCACCACUUUCUCUGUACUCAAGAUGCCAGGCUGCGAUAUCCUCCGUGACUUGAGCGCCAAUGCCAGAGCAUCCGCGCGUACACACAUCGUCCGCUGCAUUCUCGGUACCGACAUGAAGCACCACACCAAGUUACUGUCCGAAUUGGCAGUUGUAGGCAACAUCCACGAGUUCUCAAACGUGCCUGAAGGUCGACAGUUGAUGCUCAACAUGAUCAUCCACGGCGCUGAUCUUGGAUCAGUAGGGCGACCUCUAAGGGUGGCGCUUAAGUGGGUCGAUCGUGUGUGUACAGAGUUCACACAGCAGGCGGAGCGCUCAGCCGAGCUGGGGCUCAACGUCCCACCACAUCUGCUCAACUUGCAGGACGAAGCCACUCGGUGCCGUCUUCAGAUUAACUUCAUUGACUACCUCGUGGCGCCUCUGUGGGCGACUAUCGCCCACCUUGUUCCAGCUGCCAAAGCCACUCUGGACAAUCUACGAGCCAAUCGACUGUACUUCAGUGAGCAAGCCACACUACUGGCAGCCAAACCUCAUAACUAA